Messenger RNA from Amphiprion ocellaris (clown anemonefish), 7509 nucleotides. Its product is annotated as potassium/sodium hyperpolarization-activated cyclic nucleotide-gated channel 3. The transcript has 9 exons. Gene Ontology annotation, molecular function: voltage-gated potassium channel activity. Gene Ontology annotation, cellular component: membrane. Gene Ontology annotation, biological process: transmembrane transport; potassium ion transport. The record is from RefSeq and is a predicted model, not a curated record. Lineage: Eukaryota; Metazoa; Chordata; Actinopteri; Pomacentridae. Bases 1664 to 5719 code for a protein of 1351 amino acids.
ACGUGCGACCUGUACCUGAGGAGACGCCGGGCACGCGGCCUGGGGGGCCGGAUGAGGGGGAUUCGGCUGCCAUGGCAACAGGCCGGUGAGAUGCGCACGUUUAAGGCUCGUUUAUUUAUUUAAUAUUUCAUUUGCAUGCGCCGCGCGCCUCCGUGGACGUGCCCGUUCGACCUCUGAGUGUCGGGAAGUGGGAUCGGCGGAAGAACCGGAGAAGCAUCAGCACCGGAGAAGCGCAGAAUCGGAGAACCGGAGCACCAGAGCACCGGAGACCUUCAACAAGUUGUUUCAUUUCCCGAGGAGCGGCUCUGACCACCGGUGAAGGACGCAGCUGCCGCCGGUGUCUGGACACGGAAAGUGGGCAGAAGUGGGACUAACCGGAGAAUUACCGGAGAAUAGAUGAGGAACAACCGAGCAGGGAGCGUCGCACCGGGAAGUCCGUCGUGAUGGAGGUUUUCUUCUGACUUCUCUCCGCCCGCCGUGACACGCCGGUUUUCCGUGUGCGUGUCACCGUGAAUCAGAUUCCGUUUCUUCCCGUUAAUAACCGGAUCAAGUGUCCUUCGUUCCGUUCCUUCACGCACGAUGAUUGACGUGGACGCCGACAGAACCGGGUGAGCGAACCGGACGGAGGAGGCAAGCACCGAACACCGACGGCCAGUGAGUGUGGAGCUCCGUUAUCUACCGUAGACCGGGAAUCCGGUCACAGUAUGACAGGCCGGGGAGCGGUGAGGGCGGCUGGGGAGAGGAGAGGGAGGGCCCGGGGCGGAGAGAAGCGUUUCAAGGACGAGGACGGCGGAAGGACGGAGGAACAUCUGUAGGAACAUCUGUAGGAACAUCUGUAGGACAACAGAGGAACAUCUGGAGGAAUAUCUGUAGGAACAUCUGUAGGACAACAGAGGAACAUCUGUAGGAACAUCUGUAGGAGCAUCUGUAGGAACAUCUGUAGGAACAUCUGUAGGACAACAGAGGAACAUCUGUAGGAACAUCUGUAGGAACAUCUGUAGGACAACAGAGGAACAUCUGGAGGAAUAUCUGUAGGAACAUCUGUAGGACAACAGAGGAACAUCUGGAAGAACAUCUGUAGGACAACAGAGGAACAUCUGGAGGAACAUCUGUAGGACAACAGAGGAACAUCUGUAGGAACAUCUGUAGGAGCAUCUGUAGGACAAGAGGAACAUCUGGAGGAAUAUCUGUAGGAACAUCUGUAGGACAACAGAGGAACAUCUGUCGGAACAUCUGUAGGAGCAUCUGUAGGACAACAGAGGAACAUCUGUAGGAACAUCUGUAGGAACAUCUGUAGGAACAUCUGUAGGACAACAGAGGAACAUCUGGAGGAAUAUCUGUAGGAACAUCUGUAGGACAACAGAGGAACAUCUGGAGGAAUAUCUGUAGGAACAUCUGUAGGACAACAGAGGAACAUCUGGAGGAACAUCUGUAGGACAACAGAGGAACAUCUGGAGGAACAUCUGUAGGACAGAUUAAUAACUGUAGGAACAUCUGGAUCAUGGAGAAACAUCUGGUGGAACAUCUGUAGGAACAUCUGGAGGACGGAGAAACAUCUGGGGUCUGAGGAUGAACUCUGACUAACGGCUGACAUUCUUCUGAGCAGCUUCUCUGGGGAGGAGUCACAGCUACCGUCUCCCCUCUCUCCUCCCUCUGGCCGGUGAUGGACGGUGUGGCUGGAGGCCCCGGUGGAGGCCCCGGUGGAGGCCCGGGUGGAGGGGACUACCUGCCCUGGAGGAACGGGGACUCCAAGCGGCGCAGUAAGGGCAGCCUGCCGUCUCCGGGCUACCGUCUGUCCCAGGCGUCCCUGGAGGGGGAGCGGGGCUCCUUCGGGGGGGACAGCGGGUCCUCGGGGGGCCGCGGCCGCCGCCUCUCCAUCCUGAGCUCCUCCACCCGGGACGGCCUCCCGUUCCGCUCGGCGGGGACCCCGCCCUCCUCUGGCCCCGCCCACCCUCCGCCCCGCUCCGUGGGCUUCGCCCGGGCCGCCCUGGCCUCCACCUCGUCCACCGGGACCGGGGUGGUGGUGGUGGCCGCCGGACCGGAGACCACCAUCACCACGGCGGCCGGGACCCCGGAGCCGGGGGGGCAGUCCGGGCUGGGCGGCUUCGGGAUGGGGCUGGAUGGGGAGGACUUCAGCACCUCCAACCAGAGCACCUUCAUCCAGAGACAGUUCGGGGCCAUGCUGCAGCCCGGCGUCAACAAGUUCAGUCUGCGCAUGUUCGGCUCCCACAAGGCCGUGGCCCUGGAGCAGGAGAGGCUCAAAUCAGCCGGGUCCUGGAUCAUCCACCCCUACAGCGACUUCAGGUUCUACUGGGACCUGCUGAUGUUGCUGCUGAUGAUGGGGAACCUCAUCGUCCUGCCGGUGGGCAUCACGUUCUUCAGGGACGAGAACACUCCGUCCUGGAUCAUCUUCAACGUGGUCUCCGACACGCUCUUCAUGGUGGACCUGGUUCUGAACUUCAGGACCGGCAUCAUGAAGGAGGACAGCACCGAGAUCCUGCUGGACCCCCGGGCGAUCCGGCAGAAGUACCUGAAGACCUGGUUCCUGGUGGACUUCGUGUCGUCCAUCCCGGUGGACUACAUCUUCCUCAUGGUGGACAGUCUGGACUCGGAGGUCUACAGGACGGCCAGAGCGCUGAGGAUCGUCCGCUUCACCAAAAUCCUGAGUCUGCUGCGACUGCUGCGGCUGUCCAGACUCAUCAGAUACAUCCACCAAUGGGAGGAGAUCUUCCACAUGACCUAUGACCUGGCCAGCGCCAUGGUCCGGAUCGUCAACCUGAUCGGGAUGAUGCUGCUGCUCUGCCACUGGGACGGAUGUCUCCAGUUCCUGGUCCCCAUGCUGCAGGACUUCCCCUCCGACUGCUGGGUGUCCAAGAACCUCAUGGUGAACGACACCUGGGGCGUCCAGUAUUCGUACGCUCUGUUCAAAGCCAUGAGCCACAUGCUGUGCAUUGGCUACGGGGCUCAGGCUCCGGAGGGGAUGACCGACGUCUGGCUCACCAUGCUCAGCAUGAUCGUAGGCGCCACCUGCUACGCCAUGUUCAUCGGCCAUGCCACCGCCCUCAUCCAGUCGCUGGACUCGUCCCGCCGGCAGUACCAGGAGAAGUACAAGCAGGUGGAACAGUAUAUGUCGUUCCACAAGCUUCCCGCGGACGUCCGGCAGAAGAUCCACGAGUACUAUGAGCACCGCUUCCAGGGCAAGAUGUUCGAUGAGGAGAACAUCCUGGGGGAACUCAGCGAGCCGCUCAAAGAGGAGAUCGUGAGCUUCAACUGCCGCAGCCUGGUGGCCAACAUGCCGCUGUUCGCCAACGCAGAUCCCAACUUCGUCACCGCCGUCCUCACCAAGCUGCGCUUCGAGGUGUUCCAGCCGUUAGACUUCAUCAUCCGGGAAGGAACCGUCGGACGGAAGAUGUACUUCAUCCAGCACGGACGGGUCAGCGUUCUGACCCGAGGGAACAAGGAGACCAAGCUCAGCGAUGGGUCCUACUUUGGAGAGAUCUGUCUGUUGACUCGUGGACGGAGAACCGCCAGCGUCCGAGCCGACACCUACUGCCGUCUUUACUCUCUGAGCGUUGACAGUUUCAACGAGGUUCUGGAGGAACAUCCCAUGAUGAGGCGGGCCUUCGAGACCGUGGCCGUGGACCGACUGGACCGAAUCGGCAGGAAGAACUCGAUGCUGCUGCGUAAGUCGUCGCAGGGCGGCUCUCUGGGCGGCAGCAUGGGUCGAGGCGGAGGUCGUGGUGGAGCUGCUGGCGGCGGCCUGGGGGCUGGAGGUUUGGGGUCCUGUGACAGCAUGCUGGUGCAGCAGAUCGUCAAACACGACAGCAUGCCAGCCAUGCAGGACGCCAUCGCUGCCGCCGCGGCCGGACGAAGCGGCGUGAUGGGCGGCAGCGGCACCGUGUCCCCCCGACCUCGACCUGUCAUCUGGGCGCCGCUGGUCCACGCCCCCCUCCAGACCGCUGCCGCCACCAGCAACGUGGCCAUCGCCCUGAUGCACCAGCAGCAGCAGCAGCAACUGCAGCAGCUGCAGCAGCAGCACGCUCUGGGCGGGGCCUUCUUCCUGCCCUCCCCUCUCAUCUCCCCCUCGCCCUCCUCCUCCUUCCCCCUGUCGCCCCCCAGAGCUCCGGUCCUGCAGCCCCUCCGGCCCUCCGUCAGCUCCCUCAUCGGGAUGAUGGCCAUGGGAGGGAUGGGAGGGAUGGGAGGUCUGUCUCCCAGGAGCUUCCCCGUCUCCCCGUCCACGCUGGGCCCCCCUGCUGGGGUGACAUCACCUCCUGUUGCUAAGACUCCGCCCACUCCAGCGUCUUCUGUCCCCACGUCUGUCCAGCAGGGAAGGACUCUGCAUUACGGCCUCCGUCUGCCAGCAGAUCACCCCUCACCUAUCUCUGGACCUAUAGGAACCCUGACAGGACCGGCCCAUCCCAUCCACAAAGCUCCGCCCACAAACCCCCCAGCUGGCAGCCCGUUGGAUGGAAACACGACUCAGCAGGGAGCUAAAGAAGCUCUGCUGCGUCACGGAGGCGGCAGCUCUCAGGGCCUGCCAGCGCUGGGCCGACUGACCCAGGAGGCCCGGCUGCUGUCAGCGUCGCAGCCCACCCUGCCUCACCGCUCCUGGGCUCCCGUGCAGCCCCACCCCCCCCUGCACCGGAAGGCGUCUGGAGGGAACCUGCUGGCGGCGCCGUUCCUGGCGGGGCAGCUGGCCAGAGGGGGCAGCGCUGGCAUCCUGUCCUCCAACCUGCAGCUGGUCGCCAACGUCCCAUUCAACCAGCCGCCCGGAGCUCACCUCCCUCCUGCUGCCUCUCCUCCCAAACAGACCCCUCUCUCCUCCGCCACUCCUUCCCCUUCCUCCCCCACCCCCAUCCUCACCCAGACUCCUCGACCCAAACCCUACCCCGUGCCUCCCUCCUCUCCUCCCCCCUGCUCCACCCCUCCUCUCUCACUCUCGUCCACUCCUCGACCCAAACCGACUCCUUCUCCUCGCUCCUCGUCUCCGUCUCCGUCCUCCACACCGCCUCCGUCUUCUGUCUCCACCCCCGUCCCUCUACCUCAGCCUUAUGGGACCAAGACCUCCCUCACCUCCUCGUCUCCUCCUUCGUCUUUACUCUCCUCCUCCCCUCCUCACCCCCAAAGCCCCCGAACCAAAACCUCCAUCACCCCUCCGUCUGCCUCCCCUCUGUCUGGCCCCAGCCCCACUCUGACCCCCAUCCCUUCUCCGACUCCCACCCAAACCACCCGCACCAGAACUUCCACGUCCUCCCAGACUCCCACUCAGACCCUCACCCCGGUCACUCCCACCCUCACCCCUUCGCCUUUCCCGUCCCCCAUCCCAGUGACGUCCAUCCCCAAGAGUCCGAGCCCUUGUUUCCAGCCGCCCAGAGGCUCCACCUCCGGCCCCAAUCCGCCACUCCACCCCUCCAGCUCCGUCACCCCAACUAAAGUAACGUUCUCGGUCCAUCCGGUGAAACAAACCUCCCCCGUCCUCACCCCGAGUUGCUCCAUCAAACCCAACCAGAGCUCCGCUAACCCGUCCACCAGCCCCGCCUCCCCGGGCGUCCAGUCCUCAAAACUCAACCCCCCGUCGGUCCAAACCUCUCAGGCAUCCGGUGCCGCCUCCGCCCAACCUCUCUCCACCUCCACCUCCCCUAAAGGCGGGAAAAAGGACCCUCAACUCGCCAGAAAAGACUCGGAGGGACUCAAACACCAACCUCCCGCCAACAUGUGAGGAAAAGAAGAAGAAUUGUGUGACUUUGGAGCUUCAUUCCUUCUAGGAUGUGAUCAUCUUAGAACAUCAGGUGUUCGUGUGACUGCUGUCCAUCGAUGAGACAGACUUUCUGAGUCUUAAAAAAAACAAACAUCCCAACAUGUACGUACAUAUCUGUGUUAGUGAUCACUGGAGCCAGCAGGGGGCCGAGCUGCGAAGCCAGGUUAGCGAGUUAGCGAGGUUCUAAAGGCCUGAAGUCAGUUUACAGAGUCACGAAGGUGGAUCUCUUUUAAUCUGGAUAGAUCUCCAUGGUAACUGAUGCCUCAGAGCUAGAUCUCCAGUAGAAUAUAAGAACAGCAGCAGCUCUCUUUAACCCUCGUGUCAUCCUGCGGGUCAAAUUGACCUGUUUUAAAGUUUGAAAAUGUGGGAAAAAUAUAUUUUCACAGUGAAACGUCUGAUGUCCACAUUUUCAACGUUUUUGGGAAAUUUCUGAACAUUUUUUGGUGGAAAAUAAGAAAUGUUAAGAAUGUUUCUUAAGAUCAUUCAUAAAAAAAAAAAUCAACCAAAAUCCAGCAAAUUUCACUGGAUUUUGGUUGAUUUUUCUGUGAAUGUUCUUAAAGAAAAUAGAAGUUUUACUGAUAUAUAUGGAAUCACUUUAGAUAUUUUUAGGAUUUUUUUUGGAAGAUUUUUACUCAUUUUUUGAAAAUAUUUACAAGAAUUUUCUUGCCAAUUUCUUGCAAAUUUGGGGGAUUUUUUUUUUUUUAAUAAAACUUUUAAGGGAAACUUUUAAGGAAUUAUUGGAAUUUUCUUCCUGAAGGUUUUGCAAAUUUUCAGAAAUUUGGGGAAUUUUUUUUGCUGAUUUUUGGGAUUUUUUUUCAGACAAGGAAACAAUAUUUUUUGGUGCCUGUAAAUGAGGACAACAGGAGGGUUAACAUCAUUAAAUUAGUUCUGUGUUAAAACAACUAUUUGACUGAACUGGGGAACAAGAAAGAAGGAGAAAAACAAGAAACAGGUGAUCUUCUACUGAAGUGCACACGAUUGGUCUGUUUGGUGCAGAAAAAGAGUCAGACGACGCCUUAAACACUCAGAAAUCCUCAUUCAACAGAGAAAACCUGGAACCUCCUCUGUGAUUCCCGUCGUCUCUGACUUUGGUUUUAGUUUUCACUGAGUUUCUUGCACAGAGAAACGUGGUCUUUGCUUCGUAGUUUGGCCUUCGGGGGGCUGACGUGGAAAUAUGCUGCAGAUCCGCUAAAACAAGAAGCUGAGAGCUCAGAAAACAGCAAUACUGGUGGUGAUAAAUGCUGAAGAUGGUUUCCAGCUCAGACUCCCUCCUGCCUCUGUCUCUUCAUCAGAAUCCUGCUAACUAACCUCUGUAAUGGUUUAGAAACUCGCUGUGAGAAGAACCUAGGAGCCGUAGAUGUUCCAGCUGUGUGGUGUUUUAGUUUUAAACUGGUUUCUUUGGUGUGCUGGUUCCGUUUCUGUAAAUACUCUCCUCUCUUUCAUCGUCCUGCUGCCUUUCAUCCGGCUCCCUUCCUCCUCCUGUGGUCCAUCUCUGUGGUGUUUGAUGUUCUCUGUGAGUAGCAACCAGGCAGAUCUGUCUUAAACCCUGAUACCAUGUUGCCUAGACGAUAUAUUAAGGACCAAAUGUUUUAUUUUUGAUUUAUCACAGCUUUAGUUUAGCUGGAGAUGAAUCCUGAGUGUGAUGAUGAUGAUGAUGAUGAUGAUGAUGAUGAUGAUGAUGAUGAUGAUGAUGAUGAUGAUGAUGAUGAUGAUGAAGGUGUAGAUCUGGAAUAAAGUGGAUUUAGAUAUCA